Messenger RNA from Brassica oleracea var. oleracea, 681 nucleotides. Its product is annotated as F-box protein At3g57580-like. Gene Ontology annotation, molecular function: protein binding. Lineage: Eukaryota; Viridiplantae; Streptophyta; Magnoliopsida; Brassicales; Brassicaceae. The record is from RefSeq and is a predicted model, not a curated record. Bases 1 to 681 code for a protein of 226 amino acids. The transcript is spliced from 2 exons.
AUGGAACUAGGAGCCCAUGCUGGAAACUCCACAACCACCAAUCCUGUCGACCUCAUCGUUGAGAUACUCUCUCUACUUCCUUCAAAAUCCAUCAUCCGAUUCCAAUCCGUGUCGAAACAGUGGUUCUCUAUCAUCCGCAGCAAAAGACUUGGUGGACACCCCACGGCAUAUAAAUACCGUUAUGUCUACCAAGGGAUAUGCAUUGGUGGUGUUAUAUACUACGGAAUCGGAGAGUCAAACAUAGUUAGGUUCGAUGUUAGGUCUGAGAAGAUGGAGUUGAUCAAAGCACCCGAAGAAUCAGACAUUUCGAUGACAUGCUACUCCACUCUAGUAAAUUACAAUGGAAGACUGGGAGGUGUAGAGUUUGGUUAUUACAAACAUGAUAUAAGAUUGUGGAUUCUUGAGGAUGUUGAGAAUCAGGAAUGGUCUAGAAAGACGUUUAAAUAUCCUCGUCAGUGGAAAGGAUUUGGGUGUCACCUAGGGUCUAACGGAGUGAUUCAUACUGGCGAGCUUAGGGUGUUUCAACGAUCGUUAAAGGAAGCUAAGCCAUUUUGCGUUUAUUAUUAUGAUUUUAACAAAGAAAGAUCAAGAAAAGUGGAGAUCCAAGGAGUGGAGACUGAUGAGCUACUAGGAUCAAGGCUUUGUUAUCCAGGUUAUGUUGAGAAUAUUAGGUUCCUCUAA